This is a messenger RNA of Humulus lupulus (European hop), 2340 nucleotides long. RefSeq lists its product as uncharacterized. Bases 1 to 2340 code for a protein of 779 amino acids. The transcript has 5 exons. The record is from RefSeq and is a predicted model, not a curated record. Lineage: Eukaryota; Viridiplantae; Streptophyta; Magnoliopsida; Rosales; Cannabaceae.
AUGAAGAAGAAAAUGAAAUGGGACUUUUCUUUUCAGCUUUAUUGGGUAUGGAAGCUGUGCGAAAGGCUGAGAGAGAGAGGGAUUACAGAGAAGAAAGAAGGUGAGAGAGAGAGGGAUUACGGAGAAGAAAGAAACUUAGAAUCAGAGACAAAGAGAGCUAGAGUGAGAGGGAGACAGGAAUACGAGAGAGAGAGGGGAAGAAUAAUGGGGUCUGGGUAUAAUCCAUCGUCUACUUGUUCGAAAGAUAAUAGAGAAAUGAUGGAUAAAAGUUGGAUUUUCCAAAAGAAUAGAUUAUCAGUGGAGUAUUUUGAUGGACUUAAGAGUUUUAUUAAGUUAUCAACUUUGCAUUUAAAUGGUGAAAAUAAGAUUCGAUGUCCAUGUGUUUCAUGUAUGAGCUUAUAUUAUCAUGACUUAGAGACAAUUGAGCGUCAUAUAUUCGUAAAAGGAUUUUAUAACAAAUAUCUUAUGUGGGAGUUUCACGGGGAAGAUAUCACAGAAGUAAACGAAGAUCAAGAAGAAGUAGUUACAAACAGUGAAGAAGACAUACCAUGUGACAGUGAUGAUGAUGAAGACAAUGACGAUAUGAGACCAGCAUUAGAAGAUGUAGCUAGUCAAUAUCAUAGGAAGAGUGAUUUUGUGAACCUUGGAGAUUCAAAUGAGCACAAUGAUGAAAGGAAUACAUUGCCUAACUUAUUUGCAGACGCAGAAAAGGAGUUAUACUUUGGAUGUACAACGUUCUCAAUCUUAACAUUUAUUGUUAAUCUAAUGCACAUUAAAGUGAUGUGUGGUUGGAGUAACAAAUCAUUUGAUUUGUUGCUCGACUUACUUUCGAAAGCAUUUCCCAAAGAUAAUAAAAGUCUGCGAUCUUAUUAUGAUGCUAAGAAAAUGUUGCAUGAUCUUGGUUUAGGGUACGAAACUAUUCAUGUAUGUGAGUAUGAUUGUGCUUUAUUUUGGAAAGAGAAUAAAAAUGCUGGAAGAUGUCCUAUAUGUGGCCAUGAACGAUACAAAUUCCAAGGAACUAAAGAUUUUGCAAAAGAAUCUAGAAAUGUAAGGCUUGGAUUUGCAACAGAUGGGUUCAAUCCAUUCGGUGAUUUAUCAAACUCGUACAAUAUGUGGCCAGUGUUACUAAUGCCAUAUAACAUGCUGCCAUGGAGAUGUAUGAAACGAGAAUUCUUAAUGAUGGCAUUAUUGAUUCCGGGACGUCGUGCUCCAGGAAAAGACAUAGAUGUCUAUUUACAACCUCUGAUCGAUGAGCUGAAAGAACUAUGGGAAAAUGGCGUACGUACUUUUGAUAUCAUUGAUAAAGAAUAUUUUACAAUGCGUGCAGCAAUAUUGUGGACGAUCCAUGAUUUUCCAGCAUAUGGUACUAUAUCUGGGUAUAGCACUCAAGGUUAUAAAGCUUGUCCUGUUUGUGAAGAUGACACAUCUUCAUUUCGAAUAAGAGGAAAAACAUGUUUCAUGGGUCAUCGUCGAUAUUUGUGUCCGAACCACCAAUGGCGCAAUGAUAUGGAGUAUGAUGGUACAAUCGAACGACGUUCACCUCCAAGAAUUUUAACAGGAGAUGAAAUCUUAGAUAAAUUAAAAGGUGUAUGGAAAUGUAAGGCAGUUGGUACAAUAUUUAGUAUUGAUGGGAAGUCUAAAGAUACUGAAAAGGCAAGACUUGAUUUACAAGAUUUAAAUAUUCAUAAGCAGCUACACAUGAAAAAGAAGGGGAACAAAUGGUUCAAAACAGUAGCAUGCUAUACAUUAUCAGCGAAGGAACGACAAGAAUUUUGUACGUUCAUAAAGUCCGUAAAAUUUCCUGAUGGAUAUGCUGCAAAUAUUUCUCGGAAUGUUAACAUGAAAGAUGGAAAGUUAUUUGGGUUGAAAAGUUAUGAUUGUCAUAUUUUAUUACAAAGGUUGUUACCUAUUGGUUUAAGGCCAUAUUUGAAAAAGAAAGUAAUGAAUGCUAUUGCUGAGCUGUCGUUAUUCUUCAAAAAACUAUGUGCGAGGACAUUAUAUGUGAAAGACUUAGACGAAUUGGAAAAGGGCGUUGUACUCACGCUGUGUAAAUUACAAAGUAUCUUUGCUCCUACCUUCUUUGAUGUGAUGAUUCAUCUUAUGGUUCACUUGCCAUUAGAAGCUAAGUUAGGUGGUCCAAUAAAAAAAAUGAAUGAAACAAUAUCUGGUAAAGCACAGGAAGAUUUGUAUGCAAUUGCAAUGCAACCAAGUUUUUUGUCUUGUACAUAUGUUGGUUGUAUGGUUAAUGGAGUUCGAUACCAUACAAAAAGUCGAGAUGAAAGACUUUUAACUCAAAACUACGGUGUUCACGUUGAAGCAAAAUAUGAUGGAAAUAUGUGA